Molecule: messenger RNA, 2882 nt
Organism: Camellia sinensis
Lineage: Eukaryota; Viridiplantae; Streptophyta; Magnoliopsida; Ericales; Theaceae
Gene: PHO1;H1
Product: EXS (ERD1/XPR1/SYG1) family protein
Biological process (GO): cellular response to phosphate starvation
Cellular component (GO): membrane
Source: RefSeq, a predicted model, not a curated record
AGGAUAAUAUAUACAAGUGCAUAGGAUAUUUGGGAAUGUGCUACUAAUCAGCAUCUGUACUAGUAGCAGUGAAACAAAAUCAAUGAAAAUCCCCUUUUUACUCCCCAUAAAUAUGUGAUCACAGCCUUCUUUUUGAAACACUCACAAAAAGUCACUCAAAUCACCAAACAUUUCCUUUCAUUUCAAGAGAGAGGGGGCAAAAAAAACAAAGAUGGUGAAAUUCUCUAAGCAGUUUGAGGGGCAGCUUGUUCCUGAAUGGAAAGAGGCCUUUGUUGAUUAUUGGCAACUCAAGAAAGACCUCAAGAAGAUCCAUUUCCUUAACAACAACAACAAUACUACUAUUACCAAGCAACCCAACACCUUCAUGUCCUCUCUUAAGAAGUUCUCUUUGUUUGGCCAUCAACAUAGAGAACAUGGGGUCAUUCAAAUUCAUAAGAAACUUGCAUCCUCAUCAAGUAAAGGGGACUUGUAUGAGACUGAACUACUAGAGCAAUUUGCUGACACUGAUGCAGCCAGUGAAUUCUUCUCAUGUUUGGACCUCCAACUCAACAAAGUGAACCAAUUUUUCCAGACAAAAGAGAAAGAGUUUCUUGAGAGAGGGGACUCAUUGAAGCAACAAAUGGAGAUUCUCAUUGAGCUUAAAAGCGUGUUCAAACAACGCUCCAAGAAAGGUUCUUCCUACCAGGACUCGAAGGAUGAUGACUCCAUUUCCGGCACCAUUUCAUGUGAUGACGAGUCGAUAAGAGACAAAACAGAGCAAGAACAGGGGAGGGACAGAACAACAGAUGAAGACUCAAUGAAAUCAGACGAGCCGGUGGGGCAAUCAAUAAUAAGGAAAAGUGAGGAUGGGAAAAUGAGGACUACGUCGGGUCGUGUUUUCAAUUGCCAAGGGAAAAACUUGAGAAUAAACAUUCCUCUAACUAACCCAACUCAAACAUUCUCAGCAAUCACUUACUUACUUUGGGAUGAUUUGGUUAAUCAAUCAUCGAAGAAAUAUUGUCCCGAAGGAACUAAGCUUCACAUCAGCAAAAAAAAGCUUCAUCACGCGGAGAAGAUGAUUAAAGGAGCUUUCAUUGAGCUCUAUAAAGGGUUAGGCUACCUCAAAACUUACCGGAACUUGAACAUGCUUGCUUUUGCAAAGAUUUUGAAGAAAUUUGACAAAGUCACAAACAAACAAGUCCUUCCCAUUUAUCUAAAAGUGGUUGAAAGCUCCUACUUCAAUAGCUCAGACAAGGUUAUCAAGUUAGCAGAUGAGGUUGAGGAAAUGUUCAUCAAACACUUUGCCGAAGAUGAUAGAAGGAAAGCAAUGAAAUACCUUAAACCAACUCAGCAUAAAGAGUCGCACGCGCUGACUUUCUUCAUAGGACUAUUCACUGGAUGUUUCAUUGCGCUUUUCACUGGGUAUGUCAUUGUGGCUCAUGUUACAGGGCUGUAUAGACUACAAUCGGAUUCAGUCUAUAUGGAAACUGUUUACCCUGUGCUUAGCAUGUUCAGCCUAUUGUUUCUGCAUUUCUUUUUGUACGGAUGCAACAUUUUCAUGUGGAGGAAGACGCGUAUAAACUACACGUUCAUCUUUGAGCUGGCCCCGGCAAAAGAGCUUAAAUAUCGAGACGUGUUCUUGAUCUGUGCUGUGUCAAUGUCUGCUGUAAUGGGGGUGUUGUUUGUUCAUUUGUCGCUCGUGGCUAAAGGAUGUUCAUAUGCUCAAGUUCAAGCAAUCCCCGCCUUUCUGCUACUGGUCUUCUUCCUAUUGCUUUUGUGCCCCUUCAACAUUUUCUACAAAUCGAGUCGAUACUGUUUCCUUCGUGUGAUUAGAAACAUCAUUCUAUCACCUCUCUACAAGGUUGUAAUGCUGGACUUCUUCAUGGCUGAUCAACUUUGUAGCCAGGUGCCGAUGCUAAGAAACCUCGAAUAUGUAGCAUGCUACUACAUAACAGGAAGCUACAAAACUCAAGACUAUGGUUAUUGCAUAAGUAACAAAAAUUACAGAGAUCUUGCUUACGCGGUUUCCUUCCUACCUUAUUACUGGAGGGCAAUGCAGUGUGCAAGGCGGUGGUUUGAUGAAGGUCAAACGAGCCAUCUUGUCAAUCUAGGGAAGUAUGUGUCAGCAAUGUUGGCUGCAGGAGCUAAAGUGGCCUACGAGAAGGAAAAGGAGAGCGUGGGAUUGCUUUGUCUAGUCGUGGCCAUGUCGAGCGCUGCAACGGUGUAUCAGUUGUAUUGGGACUUUGUAAAGGAUUGGGGUUUGCUUCAGUUUCAUUCCAAGAACCCCUGGUUAAGGAAUGAAUUAAUGCUUCGUCAAAAGUUCAUUUACUUCUUCUCCAUGGGAUUGAACCUUGUUCUCAGGCUCGCGUGGUUACAAACCGUUCUGCAUUCAAGUUUCGGCAGCGUGGAUUACAGAGUAACCGGGCUAUUUUUAGCAGCCCUUGAAGUCAUUAGAAGAGGGCAGUGGAAUUUCUACCGGUUGGAAAAUGAGCACCUAAACAAUGCUGGCAAGUUCAGAGCUGUUAAAACGGUUCCAUUACCUUUUCAUGAAGUGGAUGAGCAAGACUGAUAGAUGCCCAAUUUGCAACACUUGGUUAUGGAAUACAAUUCAAUUUGAUUGCAGGGUCAUAGAUGAUUUUCGGACCCUAUGGUUCAAAAAGAACCAAAUUGUACAAGUUGACAGACGAUCAAUGUCAACUUGGUUAUAUCAUUGUUCGGAUCAGAUUCCCGAAAAUAAUUUAUACUUGUAUACAAAAAAAAUAGCUAAAAAAAAAAAAAAUCUUCAAGUUAAUGAUGCGAUUAUCCCUUUCGUUAAUAUCUAGAUAAUCCCGGUUAAUGUUGCUUAUGUAUCAUUUCUUUGCCAACGUUUUCAUUGAGAAUAGCAGUAUUGAGAAAUGAAUCAA